UAAAAUAUUUUCUUUUAUGAAGAGACUCUUUGUGAUUAAAAAUUCGAAGAAUUCUUCAUGAAGAGGCGGAACCGAUUAAAAAUAUAAGUGGAAGAUGAAUAAAAAGCUGGACAAGAAUGAUUAAAUAAUUAUCGUUGUUUCUCCUAAUUAUUACACAUUUGUGAAAUUAUUUUGAUACUUAUCUUCGGCUUCUUUCUUUUUAAAUUACCAACUUCGAUUAAUUUUGAUCAAGGAAAAACUGAUUUUUGUCACCAACGGUUCAUCAUUGAGAUUGGUCAAGUUUGGCAAAUAUUUUAUUUGAACAGUCAACAAAUUUUAUACCGAAGAAGUUGUACUUGUGAAAACAUACGAGGAACGCACGUGUAAUAAAAAUUUGAAAACAAUCCGAGAACAGUGAAAUUAAUAACACAUUGACAUAAAAUGGCGCAGGAAACAAAUAAUGAUACAACCAGGAGCGAGGAGAAAACGUCACCGGCUGACCUGAAUGGCACAACCGAAAGUUUCCCAACGUCGAAGCUGCGCCAGGCGUUUCCGCAGUUCUGCGCCGUCAGUGCGAAGAACCUUCUGAUGAUCACGUUUGGCUCCACGAUGGGAUUCUCCACGAUCCUGAUCCCCGAGCUCCAGAAGACGAAUCCCGAGAUCCAAGUCACCACGGAGGAAUUGACGUGGAUCAGUAGCCUGAACCUGAUUCUGGUCCCAAUCGGUUGCUUCACGAGUGGACCGGUGUCACAGUUCCUAGGACGCAAGAGGUCCAUGAUGUUGACUACCAUUCCGUUCAUAGCAGCCUGGAUUAUUUUCCAUUAUGCUACCACAACCGGGAUGCUGUUCGUAGCGUUGGCUAUGACAGGUCUAACUGGAGGCCUGCUGGAGGCACCUGUGAUGACCUACGUGGCGGAAGUGACGCAGCCACAUCUACGAGGAAUGCUGUCCGCCACUUCGAGCAUGUCUAUUAUCCUAGGGACCUUCACGCAAAUGCUCGGUGGCAAGCUGGCCAACUGGAGGACAGUGACCCUAAUCAACAUGGCCUAUCCUCUUAUCUGCUUCGUUGCUCUAUGCGUGGUACCUGAGAGUCCCUAUUGGCUAGCCGCGAAAGGACGUCAGAGGGAAGCGGAGCAGUCUCUCUGCUGGCUCCGCGGAUGGGUGGCUCCUAGCCAGGUGAGGUCGGAGUUCCAGAGCAUCUGCAAGGACGUGCACAAGCCUGCGGAUCACAAAGAGAAAGUCUGGAAAUCCUUCAGCAAGAGGACCUUUUAUGCACCCUUCCUCCUAGUCACUUUCGCUUUCUUCAUCAGUGCGUUCGGUGGUACCUUCAGUCUCCAGACUUUCGCUGUGAUGAUCUUCGAGAGGCUGAAGGCUCCUAUAGACAAAUACACGGCUGCAGUGCUCCUUGGUCUAGCCGAACUGCUAGGCACGGUGACCUGCGUGUUCGCUAUUCACUUCACAGGCAAACGACUAUUGAAUUUCAUCUCCAUUGGCGGUACUGGUCUCAGUUUCGGGCUAGCUGCUGUCUACGGAUACCUGGAAAGCAAUCACAUGCUGAACACCGAGGACCUUGCCUGGUUGCCAACCACUCUCAUGAUUGGAGCCGCGUUCCUGUCUCACGCCGGGAUCCGGUUGCUCCCUUGGAUCCUAGCUGGAGAGCUCUUUCCCGUGAACGUACGAAGCAACGCGACAGGAAUAGUCGGCUCAAUGGGCUACAUCUUCUCCUUCAUCGUGAACAAGGUGUUCCUGUAUAUGGUGAACAGUAUGACACUGCCUGGAACGUUCUUCUUCUACUGCCUGCUCAACCUCGCUGGCGGAGUCCUGCUCUACUUUGUUCUCCCAGAAACGGAAGGUAGAUCCCUGAAGGAGAUCGAAGAGCACUACGCUGGCGUGCAGAGCUUGAAGACCAGGCCGAAGAAAGAGGAAAUGGCGUUCAAGGAAAAGUGGGCUGCCACGAACCCAGCUGUGAUCUACGACGACGAGAGCAAGCUCUAACCUCGAGGGAACGAAAGUGAAAAUUAAUAUUCCUGCGAACGACCCGAUUUAUCCUCUUGGUUAUCUCACAAUCACGCAGUGUAUCAUGUCAGAAGUUCUUUGUUCAGCAUGCGAGAGUCUAGGUCUAGUUCUGCGAACUGUGAAGCUUGCUGAGGUAGAAAAAGGAUUCUCCAUUAGUUUCACGAAUGACAGGACCGAUCAUGGAUGCUUACUGUAACUGAAACCUCGUUUACUCGCACUUUUGACAGCCUACUAUAAGAUUCU
Messenger RNA from Eufriesea mexicana, 2238 nucleotides. Its product is annotated as facilitated trehalose transporter Tret1. The transcript has 5 exons. NCBI's taxonomy places the organism in Eukaryota, Metazoa, Arthropoda, Insecta, Hymenoptera, Apidae. Gene Ontology annotation, molecular function: transmembrane transporter activity. Gene Ontology annotation, biological process: transmembrane transport. Bases 421 to 1974 code for a protein of 517 amino acids. The record is from RefSeq and is a predicted model, not a curated record. Gene Ontology annotation, cellular component: membrane.